This is a messenger RNA of Paraphaeosphaeria sporulosa, 1524 nucleotides long. RefSeq lists its product as uncharacterized. Lineage: Eukaryota; Fungi; Ascomycota; Dothideomycetes; Pleosporales; Didymosphaeriaceae. The transcript has 3 exons. The record is from RefSeq and is a predicted model, not a curated record. Gene Ontology annotation, molecular function: aspartate kinase activity; NADP binding; homoserine dehydrogenase activity. Gene Ontology annotation, biological process: aspartate family amino acid biosynthetic process; L-homoserine biosynthetic process. The coding region runs from base 130 to 1266 and encodes 378 amino acids.
GAUGUUUCUUGUCACCAUAUACGGCAAAACCCUAAUUGCUCCGAUCAGCACCGGGAGAUAAUCUCUCAAUCACUUCCUCGUCUAACAGAAACUCCAUCCGCAUUUCCCUAUUCAGAUAACCACACAAUCAUGCCUCUCCCACGCCAGGUCUUCGUUGCAGUCAUUGGUGCCGGAGGCGUUGGAAAGUGCUUCCUAGCCCAGCUAUCGUCCCUCGCACAAUCGCUCUCCCAAUCCCCCGCCGCUCCCACCUACCUCUCCCUCAUCUACCUCAGCACAUCCAAAAAGGCCCUCUUGCACGCCGACUACAAGUCCCAACAGCUCUCGAGCUGGGAGUCGGAGCUCCAAGCCUCCUCUACCGCCCCCUUGCCUCCUCCACAGCUCGCCGACUACCUAGUAAAAGCCCCAGGCAAGGUCAUCCUUGUCGACAACACCUCGAACCAGGAGGUCGCCGACUCAUACCCUCUCUUCCUGAAGAAAGGCAUCUCGAUCGUGACGCCCAACAAGAAGGCCUUCUCCGGCUCCUACAAGCUCUGGGAGGACAUCUUCAACGUCGCAUCCAACGGCACCGGCGCCAAUGGCCUGGGCGCCGGCGGCUACGUCUUCCAUGAGUCCUCCGUCGGCGCGGGCCUGCCCGUCAUCGUCACCCUGAAGGAUCUCAUACGGACCGGCGAUGAGAUCCGCAAGAUCGAGGGCGUCUUCAGCGGCACCAUGAGUUUCCUCUUCAACUCGUUCCAGCCGACCAACGGCGGCGGAGGCAAGUUCUCGGCUGAAGUGAAGAAGGCAAAGGACCUGGGAUACACGGAGCCGGAUCCAAGAGACGAUCUAAAUGGUCUGGAUGUCGCGCGCAAGCUCACUAUUCUGGCCCGUAUCGCCGGCCUGAAAGUCGAGUCGCCCACCUCCUUCCCCGUCCAAUCCCUCAUCCCCAAGGAGCUCGAGUCUGCCUCCUCAGGCGACGAGUUCCUCUCCCGUCUGCCCGAGUUCGACGGCCAGAUGGACCAACUCAAAGCCGACGCCGAGAAGGAAGACAAGGUCGUCCGCUUUGUCGGUAGCAUAGACGUGCAGAAUGGCGACGUCAAGGUCGGGCUGGAGAAGUUCGACAAGAGCCACCCUAUUGCUGCUCUCAAGGGUAGCGACAACAUCAUCGCUUUCUACACGAAGCGCUACGGUGACAACCCGCUCAUCAUCCAGGGUGCGGGUGCGGGCGGCGAUGUCACGGCUAUGGGUGUUACUGGUGACCUGUUGAGGGUGCUUAGGCUCAUCCGUUAGGUGCAGUAGGUAGUGACUAUGGGCAGCGCUAUAUGUUCUAAGGUUCACUUUGUUUGACCAACAACGACAUCUUUGAUAGAAUGUUCUCUACAAAAUUGGAUUAGGUAGAAUGAAGCAAUAGUGGAAUAAGUACGCGCUCGAAUUAUCGCAAUAAUAGAGAUGCGCUACAUCUGAGAAAAGAUACACUCUUCGAGUAGCCAUCCAAGCUUGGAGCUCUUCGGCGCCGCCAGCAAAGCCGUUCUUCACAUAUUGUAUUGG